AUCGUCAAGAGAAAGUCGCGCGCUUUCUUUAUGAUGCAUUUGGUGAAAGCAAGGAUACAAAUAUGGUUACUGCCACCGAUCAAGAUCAGAACAAUAUAUUACAUAUAGCUGCACGAUUAGCUCCUCAUUCUCAACUAGAUCACAUCUCCGGUGCAGCUUUGCAGUUGCAAAAUGAACUACACUGGUUCAAGUCAGUGGAAAGCAUUGUUCCACAGCUCAACAAACAGAAAAAUAAAGAUGGUGAAACUCCUACCCAAGUAUUUCAUAAAGAGCACAAGAAAUUGUUUAAAGAAGCCGAAGGAUGGAUGAAAAAAAUGGCACAAUCUUGUAACGUCGUAGGUGUUCUCGUUAUCACAAUUAUGUUUGCUGCGGUUUUUACCAUUCCUGGUGGAAACGAUGACGAAACGGGCUUCCCCAAAUGUUUAAGCAAAUUCAAUCCUAAAACACCGUAUGCUGCCCAAGCAUGCACGGUAUUUUUAGUAUCAGAUGCAAUUUCUCUUUUCGCUGCAUCCAGCUCAGUGCUAAUGUUUAUGGGGAUUCUCACUUCUCGUUAUGCUUGUCAAGAUUCCCGUAAUUCGUUACCCUUUAAGUUGAUUUGUGGCCUUUCUUUGCUCUUCAUCUCUAUUGCAGCAAUGAUGGUAGCAUUUUGUGCUACUCUUUACAUGAUGCUACAAAUGGAAAUGGGGAAAGCCAUUGCAAUAAUAUUUCUUGGCGCCGCUGUUCCUGUCACUUUGUUUAUAUUGCUGCAAUAUCCUCUUUGUGUUGAGAUUUAUGGCUCAACUCUUCGCCAAUCCGUCUUUAAUAGGAGAAGAUACUGGACAUACGGAAAGAAUGUAUGCUCAGAUUUCCAUAGGAGAUGGUUAUUCAAAAUGAGGAGAGGAUCGCUGUUUGUGACAUUCUGUGCUCUUGUUUUUCUUUAUUUUAUUUCGUUUAAUGUAUUUCUUACAAAAUUGUACUGGUAUUCAGUGGUUUAAUUGAUCAGAUGACUGUAUUAUAAAGAUAGACAUUUGUAAUAAAUUUAAAUGCCUCCC
Molecule: messenger RNA, 1031 nt
Organism: Rubroshorea leprosula
Lineage: Eukaryota; Viridiplantae; Streptophyta; Magnoliopsida; Malvales; Dipterocarpaceae
Source: the annotation of a GenBank genome assembly